ACGUCAUGAGCGUCAUGACUCCAGUGUUUUGAUCGCUCAUUAUUGACCCCUGCAAUCACAUCUCCACGCCCCCCAGAAAAACAACAAAGUGUCAUUAUCGAUAAUUAAAUCCCAUCAAUUCAAUUGAUCCCAAAAAUUCUAGGGGUUUCAUUUAUUUUAAAUGAAUAAUCAAUGGUUAACCAAAUACCAAUACCCCAAGCGAAAUACGAGUUAUUGAAUACUGUCAUUCCAAAGCACUCGAGGUGCAGCAGGAUCGUGUGUCUGACUCUGCCACUCCUGAUUAUCGGGUUUUUAUUCAUCAUUGCUGGGGUUUGGAUCGACGUCCAGGGGGUUUUAGGCAGAGGUGAACAGGGGGAAAUUAGGGAGAGAUUGAGGAUUGAGAAUGCCGAGACUUUUGCGUGGCCACGCAGGGCUAGGAUGUACGCCGAAUCGGCGAAGGAAAACCAAAAUGUUGACAGGAACUCAACCCUUGACUCAGUCCCGCCCUCACCCCACAGCCCCUCUGACCCGCUCGUCGUCUGCUACUACACAUUACCGAGAUUCCUGAACACGUCGGGAGAUCUCGGUCCGUCGGACCUUGACCCUCGUAUUUGUACGCAUAUUAUCGUGGGUUUUGCGAGCGUGGUGAAUAGCAAAUUAUUCCCAGGUCCCUUCCCCAGCAUCUACACCGAUGUUUCCGCCCUGAAGAAGAAAUUUCCAAAGUUGAAGACGAUGAUAUCAGCUGGGGGUAUCAACGAGAUAGACUCUGGUUUUCCGGAGAUGGUGAAGACCCACGCGAGUCGAAAAGUUUUCAUCAAUUCAGUCCUAAACAUCACGAAAAUGUUCAAUUUAGAUGGUCUGGAUGUCGACUGGGAGUUCCCGGCGUGGCUGGGGGGCAAGGAACGAGAGAGAAUUUACUUCGUGCAGCUUUUACAAGAGAUGAGGAGAGCUUUUGACAGAAGUGGAAGACAAUUGAUCCUCUCAGCAGCGGUCGGUGCCCCAUCAGCAAUAAUCGACGAGAGCUACAACGUCCCUCAGAUUGCAGAACACGUGGACUUCGUAAACCUGAUGUCUUAUGAUUACCAUUACUACGUAUGGUACCUUCCGGUGACUGGACUGAACGCCCCUCUGUACUCUAAUCCCCUGGAUGGAGGCUACUCCGCGACCCUGAACGUUAAUUACUCGGCUUUCUACUGGGUUUCCAAGGGGAUGCCCAGGGAGAAGAUCGUGGUGGGCAUUCCCACGUAUGGGCACUCGUUUCUGCUGGAUAACGAGAAUAACCAUGGGAUCAUGGCACCUGCCAAGGGGUUCGGACACCUGGGGGAACUGGGGUUCGUCAGAUAUUGGGAGGUCUGCGAAUUCAUCCGGAAGGGGGGCUCUAAGGUCUUUGAUGAGGACAGCAGGACUCCUUAUGUCUAUGGGGGACAGGAAUGGGUCAGCUUCGAUGACCAAGUCAGCGUCAUGGAGAAGGUGGAGUGGAUAAAAUCGAAUGGAUUCAGGGGUGCUAUGAUCCUUUCCUUAAACACUGACGACUGGAAUGGCACCUGUUACGAAAAUGAAACAUUCCCACUGACGCGAGUUGUAGCCAAUAAUUUAAUGAGUUCUCGGGGAUUGUGAGGUCUUUAGACAAUUUGAAAUUUAGGUAUUAUUGAUUGUUAAAGUUUUAGGUGAAUGACAGAGAGCUUUUGCCGGAUGUUACCAGAGUCUUUCUGUAGGUAAUAUGUAUACGAUUGUUGCAUAUGUUGUUUAAUAGCUCAGUAAUAUUUUAAGAGAUUAAUUCCAUUGUUGAGUGAAAAAAGAAGACAUUAUUUUUCCUUAGAAUGUCAAAAAUUUUCUUGAGUCAAUAAUUUUGGUUUACUUCUUUUAUUUCCAUUUCGAAAAUAUGAAUUGGUCCUUUAAACAACGAAAUGAAAAGGAAAUGUCGAUUUUUCAUCGAAUUUAAUCCAUUUUACAAUUUUUAAAUUGAGUUUUCACUUUGAAAAAUUGAAAAAUCAACAGAAAUGUGUUUUGAAUGUCCAGAUAUUCUUUUUACUCAACAAAAAAAGUGAGACCCCUCAUUCCAAGGUGAAUAAUCCAACAAAACGCAUCUUCAGUAAUAUUAAACUAAUUUAAUAAUUUUCUCAUCAUGACAAUUCCAAAAACAAUUAACAAAAUGCGAGAGAAUUCUCACUUUUCAGUAUCUGAAUGUGCAAUAAACCCUCUAACUACUGAAUUAAGCACUAAAUGUUCAAAUAAUGAAACCAAAAAGUUAAUUAAUUAAUCAAUACCUCGAAUAAUAUGAAAAUAAAGGUAAUGUACACGAGAAUUGAAUAAAUAAACUCCGAGGAGAAUAAAAAUAUUGAAAUCUACGAUUGGACACUGGUUGAAAACAUGAAA
Diachasma alloeum is the source of this 2355-nucleotide messenger RNA. Its product is annotated as acidic mammalian chitinase. Gene Ontology annotation, cellular component: extracellular region. The coding region runs from base 172 to 1596 and encodes 474 amino acids. Gene Ontology annotation, molecular function: chitinase activity; chitin binding. The transcript is spliced from 5 exons. Lineage: Eukaryota; Metazoa; Arthropoda; Insecta; Hymenoptera; Braconidae. The record is from RefSeq and is a predicted model, not a curated record. Gene Ontology annotation, biological process: carbohydrate metabolic process; chitin catabolic process.